Molecule: messenger RNA, 1083 nt
Organism: Anoplopoma fimbria (sablefish)
Lineage: Eukaryota; Metazoa; Chordata; Actinopteri; Perciformes; Anoplopomatidae
Product: U8 snoRNA-decapping enzyme
Biological process (GO): mRNA catabolic process; sno(s)RNA catabolic process
Cellular component (GO): nucleus
Molecular function (GO): phosphodiesterase decapping endonuclease activity; snoRNA binding
Source: RefSeq, a predicted model, not a curated record
GCAUUGCAUUCCAUAAGCCUUAAUGCAUACAAGCCCACAGGGCCUUCAAGCUGGGCUGCACUCAGAAUGGCAAGCGGACAGCUGUCGAGGGCCGAGGCGUUGGCGUGCUCAGGCUGCAGGCAUGCGUGCCACGUGAUGCUCUACUGUGACACCAAAACUCAGCUGUUUGGGAGAAUUCCCAUCAGACACAUCAUACUGAUGCAGAUGCGCUUUGACGGUCUGCUGGGUUUCCCUGGAGGAUUCGUCAACCUUUCUGAGGAAACCCUGGAGGCGGGGCUCAGCAGGGAAUUGUCUGAGGAGCUAGGCGUGGCUCUUCCGAUAUCAGAGGAAGAUCAUUUGGACUCCUGCUAUGCCCCUGCUUCCUCCGCUUCCUCCCCUCCUCCUCCUCCCCGUCUAAUCACUCACUUCUAUUCGAAGAAGAUGGAAGAGGAGCAGAUUAGGGAAGUGGAGAGAGCUGCCGCUACCACUGCAACGGAUCACGGACAGGAGGUCCUUGGGAUGGUCCGAGUCCCUCUCUACAGCACGAAAGGCGAUGGAGGCCUCUCGGCGUUCCUGUCGCACUCGUUUGUCGGCAACGCCCGCUCCCAGCUGGCCAACUCCCUGCUGCGCCUCCACCUGGGCCCGGAGGAGCUGCAGGAGGCCCUUGCGCGCUCCCUGAAGAUACAAGCGCGCACCGCAGAGGAACUACGGGCAAACCUCGCGCCGGCGGAGGUGAAGAGGAAGCCGUUUUGAAACGCCGCCAGCACGUGCACCUACAGCACAUCCUCUCCUGCACACUGAUACAGUCCUCCACAAACACUGGGUGACUCAUAAUUGCUGCAUGCAUCAAACUGUUUGGAGGAAACAUUUCUCCACCGUAAAUGCAAAUAUAACUCUCCAUGACAUUCCAACUUUUUUCCCCUUCAAUUAACUCCUGCUGCUAAUUAAAAAAAUAAAAUUGAAAUUCUAUGAGGUGAAAGCAACCAUCAUGCUAAUCAACACUCAUUCUCUCAAUUACAUUUUGAUGACUCCAGUAGGAAUUUGGAUGCACAUCAAAACCUUGCAAAUGCAAAAUAGCAGGCACCAAUAAAAAAGCUAGAAGAA